This is a messenger RNA of Malania oleifera, 2036 nucleotides long. Its product is annotated as monofunctional riboflavin biosynthesis protein RIBA 3, chloroplastic. The record is from RefSeq and is a predicted model, not a curated record. Gene Ontology annotation, cellular component: cytosol. Gene Ontology annotation, molecular function: GTP cyclohydrolase II activity; 3,4-dihydroxy-2-butanone-4-phosphate synthase activity. Gene Ontology annotation, biological process: riboflavin biosynthetic process. NCBI's taxonomy places the organism in Eukaryota, Viridiplantae, Streptophyta, Magnoliopsida, Santalales, Ximeniaceae. The transcript has 7 exons. Bases 216 to 1886 code for a protein of 556 amino acids.
CUGUGAUUGAUGGGCCUGUGGCUCUAAAACUCCGUACGCUGUUGAUCGUUUGGAUUUUGUAAUAUGGAUAACGGUUCAAACUUCAAACCCAUCCGAAACAAGAGGUGCACUUUUCGUCUUGAAAUGGCAAGUAACAUGCGCAUUAUGGCGGCAAAAACACUGAUUCUAAGAAGUAGUUUUGAGUUCAAGAAAUCUUUGCAACCUCUUUCAAUUCCAUGGACUGCGUUAUCUUCCCUCGUUUAUUCGUCACCUCAAGCUCUCAUCGCCAUUUCCCAACUCAGAGUAUAGGAAUUAGAUUCGGAUUGUACAAGCAGAGGUGCUUUGAUUCUACAUCUUGGGCUCUUGGGGUGUCUCGGAUUGGGGCUGGCAAUGUGUUCGACGAAAGUUUUCUGAAGGAAAAUGGUAAUGGGUCUCUGUCCGGUGCCUUCGAUCAUGAUUCAGCUCCCCUGUUAAAGUCUCUCAAUGGAAAUGAUAAUGGGUCUUUGUUGGGUGGUUUCGAUGAGUCGGUUUCAGCAAGAUUUCGAGCAGUCGAUGCUGAAAUUACACCUGAAACCAUUGAUUUUUUUGUUAGCGACGCUGAGGGGGAUCCUGACUGUCCUUCUGAAGGGUUCUCUUCAAUCGAGCAAGCGCUUAAUGCAUUACUGCUAGGAAAGUUUGUGAUAGUUGUAGAUGAUGAAAAUGGAGACACAGAAGGAAACCUUGUCAUGGCAGCAUCCUUUGCCAGUCCUCAGGCGAUGGCUUUUUUGGUCAAGCAUGGUUCUGGGAUUGUUUCUGUGGGAAUGAAAGAGGAGGAUCUUGAAAGGCUGAAUCUCCCUCUAAUGUCACCGGAGAAUGAAGAUGAAGACUCUUCUGCCCCCUCUUUCACCAUCACUGUGGAUGCAAAAGCUUGCACAUCUACUGGUGUAUCAGCUGCGGACAGGGCAAAGACUGUCCUUGCUCUGUCUUCUCCUUGGUCUAAGCCAGAAGAUUUUAGAAGGCCAGGCCAUGUUUUUCCUCUCAAGUAUCGAAAUGGUGGGGUACUAAGGAGAGCUGGUCAUACCGAGGCUUCCGUAGAUUUGGUCGCGCUGGCUGGCUUGCAUCCAGUUUCUGUUCUUUCAGCUGUUGUUGAUGCAGAUGAUGGUUCUAUGGCUUCUUUGCCCGAUUUAAGAAAGUUGUCCUUGGAGCACGGCAUUCUAGUUAUUUCAAUCACCGACUUGAUAAGGUAUAGGAGAAAGAGGGAAAAAUUAGUUGAAAGAAGUGUAGUAUCACGCCUGCCAACCAAAUGGUGUCUUUUCCAAGCUUAUUGCUACCGAUCAAAGUUAGAUGGAACUGAACAUUUUGCCAUUGUAAAGGGCAGCAUUGGAAAUGGACAAGAUGUUCUAGUAAGGGUCCAUUCUGAGUGUCUAACUGGGGAUGUAUUUGGUUCUGCUCGGUGUGACUGUGGCAACCAGUUGGAUUUGGCAAUGCUGUUAAUUGAACAAGCUGGAAGAGGAGUUGUUGUUUACCUCAGAGGUCAUGAAGGAAGAGGGAUUGGCCUGGGUCACAAACUUCGGGCAUAUAAUUUGCAGGAUCAAGGUCAUGACACUGUUGAAGCCAACAUCGAACUUGGACUAGCUGUUGAUGCACGUGAGUAUGGGAUUGCUGCUCAGAUUCUGAGAGACAUCGGAGUUCGAACUAUGCACCUGAUGACUAACAAUCCAGCCAAGCUCACUGGUCUGAAAGGCUAUGGCUUAGCUGUUGUUGGACGAGUUCCUGUAUUGGCACCCAUUACAGAUGAAAACAAGAGAUACUUGGAAACAAAACGUACCAAGAUGGGUCAUGUGUAUGGGUCUGAUAUACGAGGACCGUUAGAUGGAUUUAUCAACCCAAAUACAAAAAAUAUACAUUCACAAGAGGAAGAGCAAUAGAAUGAAUGAUGCACCUGGCUGCUGUAUAUUUUUUCAAGGUUUUUUUCUAUUUCAGAAUGUCCAAGAAUCAGGCAGUGUUUUAACAUUUGUGCAAUGAUCCUUAAGGCAACAGAAGCCAUUGUGAUUUGAAUGACACACAAUUACACAUCA